ACACGCACACACACACCGCCUCCCCCCCACACACACACACACACGCACACGGUGCUCAGAGCUAGAGAGGGGCUUUAAAACCGCUUCCCACCAAACGGAGACAAAGGGACUGUACGCCGCCGCCAUGGAGGAAAACAUGGAUGAAUCGCAGAGCCAGAAAGGCUGUAAGGAGUGCUGCGAGCGAUGCGUCGGCAGUCUGCCAUGGGCGUCGCUCAUCGCCACCAUCCUCCUCUACAUGGGCGUGGCCUUGUUCUGUGGGUGUGGCCACGAGGCUCUGAGCGGCACCGUCACCAUCCUGCAGAACUACUUCGAGGUGAUCCGAGCUCCGGGAGACCCGCUGGACGUCUUCAUGAUCAUCGACAUCCUGAAGUACAUCAUCUAUGGCCUCGCAGCCGGCUUCUUCGUGUUCGGCGUGCUGCUGCUGGUGGAGGGCUUCUUCACCACCGGCGCCAUCAGGGACCUCUACGGAGAGUUCAAGAUCACCGCCUGCGGGCGCUGCCUGACUGCCUUCCUGAUGUUCCUGGCCUACCUCUUCUUCCUGGUGUGGCUCGGAGUGACGGCCUUCACCAGCCUGCCCGUCUUCAUGUACUUCAACGUGUGGUCCAUGUGUCAGAACACCAGCUCCGUGGAGGGAGCCAACCUCUGCCUGGACCUCCGCCAGUUUGGAGCUGUGACCAUCAACGAAGAGAGGAAGGUGUGCACAGGAUCCGAGAAGUUCUUCAAGAUGUGUGAAUCUAAUGAGCUCGACCUGACCUUCCACCUGUUCGUGUGCGCGCUGGCUGGGGCUGGAGCGGCCGUCAUCGCCAUGGUGCACUUCCUGAUGGCGCUAGCCGCCAACUGGGGCUACCUGAAGGACGCCAGCCGGAUGCAGAAGUACGAGGACAUCAAGUCCAAGGAGGAGCAGGAGCUGCACGACAUCCACUCCACACGCUCCAAAGAACGCCUCAACGCCUACACAUAAACACACAGCCAGCAGACACAACACACACACACACACACGUACACACACACACACACACACAUACAUACACAUGCAGUUACAGCACAGACUUCCAAACACACACACAAAGACACGAGCAGGCAGCAGAUUAGAUGAUAAGAAGUUAACUUGAUAAAAAUGAAGGCCUCCUCGUCCUCCUCAUGUCUGCUGCAGGUCGCUGGCUGACGUUUAAAAACCCCUCCUCGUGCUCUGUGCACGGAAUCGAACACUGUGACCUCCGCCCUGAGAAAAGACGCUGAAUAGAGUCGACGUAGGCGACACGAAGCAGAAACCAGCGAAGAAAAGACCAAAAAUAAAUGAAGACAACAACCCAAAGACCUGUUCCACUCGGCUCCUUCAGAUUCGGCUGGGGUUCGCGUUUCGUUUC
Salarias fasciatus (jewelled blenny) is the source of this 1367-nucleotide messenger RNA. Its product is annotated as neuronal membrane glycoprotein M6-a-like. Gene Ontology annotation, biological process: neuron projection development. Gene Ontology annotation, cellular component: plasma membrane; axonal growth cone; filopodium. NCBI's taxonomy places the organism in Eukaryota, Metazoa, Chordata, Actinopteri, Blenniiformes, Blenniidae. The record is from RefSeq and is a predicted model, not a curated record. Bases 125 to 961 code for a protein of 278 amino acids. The transcript has 7 exons.